This is a messenger RNA of Puma concolor (puma), 813 nucleotides long. RefSeq names its product gap junction protein beta 3 (gene GJB3). Gene Ontology annotation, cellular component: connexin complex. Gene Ontology annotation, molecular function: gap junction channel activity. The record is from RefSeq and is a predicted model, not a curated record. Lineage: Eukaryota; Metazoa; Chordata; Mammalia; Carnivora; Felidae. Gene Ontology annotation, biological process: cell-cell signaling.
AUGGACUGGAAGACGCUGCAGGCCCUCCUGAGUGGCGUAAACAAGUACUCCACGGCAUUUGGGCGCAUCUGGCUGUCGGUGGUGUUCGUCUUCCGCGUGCUGGUGUACGUCGUGGCCGCGGAGCGCGUGUGGGGGGACGAGCAGAAGGACUUCGACUGCAACACUAAGCAGCCCGGCUGCACCAACGUCUGCUACGACAACUUCUUCCCCAUUUCCAACAUCCGCCUCUGGGCCCUGCAGCUCAUCUUCGUCACGUGCCCCUCGCUGCUGGUCAUCUUGCACGUGGCCUACCGGGAGGAGCGCGAGCGCCGGCACCGCCAGAAGCACGGGGACCAGUGCGCCAAGCUGUACGCCAACGCGGGCAAGAAGCACGGCGGCCUGUGGUGGACCUACUUGUUCAGCCUCAUCUUCAAGCUCCUCAUCGAAUUCCUCUUCCUCUACGUGCUGCACACGCUCUGGCAUGGCUUUGGCAUGCCACGCCUGGUGCAGUGUGCCAACGUGGCGCCCUGCCCCAACGUCGUGGACUGCUACAUCGCGCGGCCCACCGAGAAGAAGGUCUUCACCUACUUCAUGGUGGGUGCCUCUGCCGUCUGCAUCGUGCUCACCAUCUGCGAGAUCUGCUACCUCAUCUUCCACAGGGUCCUGCGAGGCAUAGCCAGGAACAAGCCCCCGAAGGGCCACAGCCUCCCAUCCUCCACCAGCCGGGCCUCCACCUGCCGCUGCCACCACAAGCUGGUGGAGGCUGGGGAGCUGGGCUCCGACUCUGGCGACGACAAGAGACACGCGUCUGCACCCAGCAUGACCCCCAUCUGA